This is a messenger RNA of Symbiodinium pilosum, 1125 nucleotides long. NCBI's taxonomy places the organism in Eukaryota, Dinophyceae, Suessiales, Symbiodiniaceae. The record is from the annotation of a GenBank genome assembly.
AUGCAUAUGUCUAGCCGCAGUGUGGCUGCAGUGCUCACUGACGCAGACAGUUUUGAUGAUUGCAUUGAGAAGCAGGCCCAUUUCGGCAUGACGCUGUCGAGGUCCACUACGGAGACGACAACUCCUGGUGCUGCCACGCUGGAUGGGUGCUUGGGCCUUGCAGUCUCCGAUGCCUCGACUGCAGCGGAUUCACCCGAGUUCCGCGAUGCCUUGCGUGUGGUGCUCGCCAAAGCUGCCGGGCCGGAGGUGCUGCCAGAGUACGUGGUGGAUCUAAACUUCUUGGCAGGCUCGGGCUGCGACGCCGGCCGCCUGCUUUUCGAAGCUCGCCGGCUCCAGCAGCAGGAGAGCCUGCGAGUCGACUAUCUCAUCGUGUUUCCUACCUCCCUUGGCCUUGCGGUGGCUGUCGCACUUGCGGAAACAAGCCAGAAGGGCUUAGAGACGGUUACGGUGGAGGCAGCCACAAGAUGGCUCAAGGAAGAAGUUGCUCAAGUUCCGGCUUUGCACGGCUUGGAGGUGGCGGUGGCCACGAAGAGUGUUGCAUUGUCUCUGUCCGCUGAAGCAGCAGAGCUCGUUGCACAAACAACCGCGGACUCGACAGCCUUGCUGAUUGUGAUUGGAUUUGCAGCCCUGCUGUUUCCCACCUGCCUCUGCGUGAUAUCUUGGCGCUGUCGGAAGCGGCUGGCACCAAGCGCGGCAGUUCCUGAAACUCCUGAGCCGAAGCUGUCUGCAGAGGUUUGGCCAGAGCCCACCAUGGAUGUCUGUGACAUUCGAAGGACCAGCCUCCUCGACGAUACAGACUUCCAGCAGUAUGAUCCCGCAGAGGCAGCAGAUGUUCCCGAGGAGACGCGGCAGCUGGAGACAGACGAGACCAACAGCAAAAAGAAGCGCCUGGUACCCAAAGGUCGAGAGCGUGCAAAGAUGGGAAGUCCUGUGGCCGUGAAGCGCGGGAAGUCACCAAGACGCCUCAUCCCAAAGGCAAGAGCGAUAGAAGAGCCGACACAGGAGCUUUCCUCAGAGGAGGACGUGGAGGUCUUCCGGUGGCCCGUCCCAGAGGCGCCGCCAGAGGAGGAGGUGCUUGAGCCGAAGAAGCUCACGCAGCCAAAGAAGUUGAUACCGAAAAAGGUG